This is a messenger RNA of Plectropomus leopardus (leopard coralgrouper), 5406 nucleotides long. RefSeq names its product eukaryotic translation initiation factor 5A-1-like. The record is from RefSeq and is a predicted model, not a curated record. Gene Ontology annotation, molecular function: RNA binding; ribosome binding; translation elongation factor activity. Gene Ontology annotation, biological process: positive regulation of translational elongation; positive regulation of translational termination. NCBI's taxonomy places the organism in Eukaryota, Metazoa, Chordata, Actinopteri, Perciformes, Serranidae.
UCACAGUUCGUGAGCUCCUCCCUCCACGCGCACCUCGUCACCGGAGCUCGUACCUGCCCUGUCUGCUCCUCCUGCGGUACAAAAGCUCUACGCAUGCGAAAAGACUCUUCCUCUUUGGUCUAACGCUAAGAAAGACACAGCCCAUCAUGGCAGAUGAUCAAGAUUUCGGACAAGGGGACUCUGGGGCCUCCUCAACAUUUCCAAUGCAGUGCUCUGCAUUGAGGAAGAAUGGCCAUGUCAUGAUAAAAUCACGUCCCUGUAAGAUCGUCGAAAUGUCUACCUCCAAGACUGGCAAGCAUGGACAUGCCAAGGUUCACCUUGUCGGAAUUGACAUCUUUUCCGGGAAAAAGUAUGAAGAUAUCUGCCCCUCUACCCAUAACAUGGAUGUCCCAUGUGUUAAAAGAAAAGACUACCAGAUGAUAGGGAUCAUUGACGGUUUCUUGUCCCUGAUGGAUGACGUUGGAGGAACCAGAGAUGACCUUAAAUUGCCAGAAAAUGACUUGGGCAAAGAAAUUGAGAAGAAGUUCAAAGAUGAUGAGACUUUUAUGGUCACUGUGCUAAAAGCUAUAGACGAAGAAAAUGUAGUUGGCGUGAAGGCCCUGACUUAAUAUGUCCAGGACAGUGCUUGGAGACCUCACAUUCCUGUUCUCCAGCAUGGCUUUGAAGCCUUACCAAAGCUACUGGCCUUCACCCCACAUCUCCACCAGUUUCCCUGCCGCUCAACUGAAAUGCGGAAACUGGACUGGGUCAGCUUCGACAACCUUACCUUGGAGUUGGGGCUGACUGGCAUUCUCUUCAAUCAAUGAAGUUAUCCACCUGAAGCCACCACAGCUUAACUUUGCAAUGGCCACUAAUAUUGUUCCAGGAAUUCCUAACACAUUCCAGCUAUCCAUUACAUUCUUUUGAGAGUCUGGGCGAUGGGUUUUCUUUUUGCAAUUAAUUACAUUCAUUCCUUUUUAAAUCUCUCCUGUUGUCCUUUUUCUCUUAAUGAAGUGCAGAGCUGUUGCUGUGAACUUGUUUACAGUUUAGAUGCUUCACCUUGCUUUCAAUUGAAAUUCUCCCCAAAAGGAUUUUAUCUCCACUGGCUGAUGUAACGUCACACAUAAGCGCCAGUUCUAAUUGGUACACAACUCGGAGAAUCUAAAAACAUAACUUCAUUGAUGGUGGGAAUAUGCCUUUCUGCCUCUGACAAUUAAAACAUAUGCAUGCACACUCAUAAUUGACUCGUGUAAACAUGCCUAAGCAGCUAUGACUUUAUAUAAACAUAGUGCUGAGCGGUAUGACCAAAUAUUUGUCUCGUGGUAUUUUUUAGACUUUUUUUCAUGGUAUAUCACUUUUUUCAUGGCUUUGCUGUUAUAUGGGUUUAUAAUGGCUUAUUCUUCUGACAGCAGAACAUAAAAUCUAAAAAUAUUUUAAUGUAAUCAUGUACGCUGAAGGCUGUUGAAGCCCUUCUAUGCUUGGCUGCCCAAAAACCACCAAUAAAGGAAUUGGAAUCAGUUGCAGAAUUAAAAAAAAAAUAUUGUUGUUCAAACUGCAGCAUAGUUAAAACUGAACUUAAAAAUUAUUACAUAGGCCAAAAAUCUUGGCUUAAAAAGAACAUUUUAAGAUUGUUGUAAGAGUGUUGUAUCUCAGUUUGGAUUAAAAUGUUUUUAUAUUUAAUGUACUCCUGACAAUAGAUCACCAUAAGUCACUACAAACCUUUUAUAUGCAGCGUAUUCGAGUAUUGAAAGAGAUUUCUCAAAUGCACAAGUUAGAAACAAGUCUAAUAUUCACAAUAUGUUAUGAAGUAUUUUGUCCCCGAUAAGACGUACUUCCAAUCCAGUGUUUAAUCAUCACUCUGAACCAGUCUUUGUGGACUAUGUAAAGGGAUCAUGUCCUGCAAAGGUGGAUUGUUGUUGCGUUCGUAGUGUCGCACCAGCUUUUCCUGUCAUAUGUAGUGCCCCGAACAUACGCUACUUCAAGCAAUGGCUGACGCUUUGGCUUCCCUUUUUCACAGGCACUACACAGUGACACCAUCAAAUUUGACAAUCCUAAUUGCACGCAUUCUUGUGGUAUUCCCACAUCUCUCCUGCUGAGAUUAUGGCUUAAAUUGUUAGUGCUGCGCACGGCAAUAACAGUAGGUCGACAAACUUAAUAUUACAUCAGAUUUCUGUUUUUGGAAAAACUCUCUAUAAUGAGACACGGUCAGCUUCUCUUGUACCACUACCCACAAUGCUGUUUAGCUGUGUAUUUUUGUCAGUGUACAAUUAGUAAGUGAUAGGUUUUUUUUUUGUGUGUCACGAAUUGUUUGGUGCCAUGGUGUUUUGCCCUGUUUAAGAGCUGGUGCGGGUUAUUAAUUGUGCUAUGAAAAUAUAACUUGGUAAGAUGGGUGUGCAGUUAUUAGGGGUCUCCUCCUUCACUCUACGCAGCCUGCACCGCCUGUAGCGCUCUUUCCUGCCUGUAGAGAAGUUACAUUAAAAGAUUCAGCCUUGCACUGGUGUUUGAAAUAUUCAUAUCAUACCGGAAAUAAGAACCGGUGUUCUUAAUGAACCGGUAUACCGCCCAGCACUAUGUAAACAGCAGAAUUUGAUUUACUUUGCAUUUCUAUUGCAUCAAGCAAGAUGAUUAUAACAUCAGUCCUUUGUAGCAGGGAACUGUGGUGUCUCAGCUGUUCUGAUGCCGAACAGGCCUGGACAGGGGUAGUUGGGUGGGGCCAUUUUCUCUUCUAUGCUAAGAAAUUUUUUUUCCUUUCACUUGAGGCCUUUUAUUAGCUGACAAAUGUACAGAAAAUGAUUUGGGAAGAACAAACACUGAAAACCUUAACUUUUAGCAACAUCACAAUACUAAAGAUCAUGAUAACUUCUUGGCACACAAUAGUGGAAACAACAAACCAUUUUUAUGUCUCGUAAGGCGUAGCCAAAUCUAGAUGGUAGUGUCGCUGUGGGUUAUUAGAGUCAUGGGAGAUGUUGGUGCCCAAGACCAGAACAGAUGAGUGUUAGCAUUGAGCUAUGUUUUGGGUUGCGGGUGGGUGAAACUAGUUGUAGAACAUAAAUUUAAGGGUGUUAGCUCUGUUUGCAGAUUAAUGGGAUUUUAAAGCAUUUUGUGCAUUUUGCACUCUAAAACAGAUUGUGGUUCACGUGGACUUUUAGAAAAUGAUGCUGAAUGGUUCUCUUUGAUUACCUCCACAAAAAACUGUUACUGGGAGACAUCGGGUAAUUGCAAGGAAAUCAGAAUGCAUCUACAUGCACUGCGUUAACGCGGUUGCUGUAGAAACUGUAUUUACAUGUAGGUAGUCAGUUUUUCUCCCCUACCUCCUACCAUAAAAAUUAAAACUGUAAAACAAUUUUAAGUGUAUUUGCAAUAUAUUUGAAGCGCUGCAGCCUGAGUAUAUUUCUUGUUUUUCUGAUUUGAGCAUUUGCACUGCUGGUGCAGUGAGGGGGAUGGACUGUAGUGAAGUCUUUCAAGAAUGCAUGCGCUAUUUAGCUGUGUAUAUUAAUACUAUUAUUAGACUAGGUUUUUUUUGGGAGGGGGGGUUUCUAAGUCUAACUUUGGAUUUUGGCUCUUGGAUCUUCUGCGCUGUUGUCAUAGCAAUACUUUUCCUAUUUCAAGUUUUGGUCAUGAACCUGUGCUCGUGUAAAAACCCUGUUAGAAACACAGUUAAGCGUAUAAUUGGUUGAGAAGUCUGAUUUCUUUAGCAGAAAUUUCUCAGUCCUGUACACCGGGCAAGUGGUGUUUGUAUGACAUUUUACAACAUCAGAUCAGAUUGGUUAAAUGCAUGUAAACACUGAUUUUAUGUUGACAGUGGAAGGUAUUGUGUCCAGCUUUCAAGUUUGUACAACAGCAGCCGGUCUGUUAUUUUUGUUCUGACUUAAAUUCAGCUCAUGUAUUUCUUAAUUUUGUCAAGACACCAAAGUAAUCUAGUCAAUGUUGUUUUAUGCAUUUAACAAUUUUGUUUCUCAGCAUUCCGUUCUUGUUCAACGUGUGGUGUUUUCCCUGAAAAUAUCACAUUAGGAGCUAUGGCAUUAACAACUCUGGUCUUUUCUCCUGGCCAUCUAGAUGUUCACUUAUGGUACCAAACGGCACAAUAAUAGACCUGCAAAAACUAAAGGUAGAAGCCACAUAACUGCACUCAGUGUACUAAUGUUAAAUUUCUUAUUGAGUAUACAUUUCUAUAAGCAGGAGGAAAAAGCUUUUGGCUGACUUUGAAGGCUCUAAAGGCAACAGUACAGUUAAAACUAACCUUGUGCCGUGCAUGCAGUUGAAAUGUCCAGCAUUUUCUUGCAAAAGAGGGUCCCUGCCUGCCUUUGUUAGCACUUAAAUCCUCUUACAGCUUUAGCUCAUAGCGCCUCAAUCUGAUUUUACCACUUUAGGGGGAGUAAUGAGCCUAAGGAGUGUGUAACGUUUUGCAUAAAAAGUGCGGGAAAUGCUGUUUUUGGGUAAACCAGUUUGACCAGUGAGUCAACACACACUGUGGCAUUGUGUUUCGUCCUUAAUUUUGAUUGCAAACAUUUAGUUUCUACAGUACUGCUUCCUAACACGUAUGGUUAGAUUUCCAGAAGUAUCUUCAUCCUAAUUACUAAUCAAUAUUUCAUUUUUAAUGGUAUGAGGUUUUGAAAUUAUUCUCCCUAAUAGAAGAUAAAUGUCUUCCUUAAGCCAUAUGGGUGCCCUGUUACAUGUGUCUUUAGCCAAGGUCAGACGCAGGGGAAUUCGACUCAUUUCUCACCCUCCGAUUAUUAAACUGCCCGUUGCUUCUCAUGUAGCACUGAUUACGACCACACAUCUUGCCGAUGAUCCUCUACCUUCAGCUGUCUCUCACAUGGAGACGAGUAACAGGACUGACCUCUGAAUUUGUUUACGUUUACACUGUAAGAAAGAUGUGCUGUCCUUUUUGGCUUCACAUGCUGAGGAGGGAUCAGAGACUGCUCGGGAUACAACCGCAAAAAUUACACACGAGGGCAGAUUUUCUCAGGGCUCCAAAUAGCAGACAGCAGUGAGGAUACGAAAUGAGAUUAGAAUUAUUUUAUUUUGAGUAGUUUGCCUCACACAUAUAUAAUAUUCUGGUAUUGGAGAGUUACAUUUCCUCUUUUUUGCCCCUAAUCAUCUCUGUUACCUCUCAUCAGACAUCGUCAGCGUUAAGUUUUCUCUGACUUCUAUCUGCUAUUUCAGUUGUCUUACAAGAAACUGGUUUAUUUGUAUGUUUUCGACCACAGGUACAGUGUGUUGUAGUAAAAACGGAAUAGGUGAAUUGCUCUUUUUUCGUUUUGUUUUAGCUAAAGUUUCGAGGGAAAAUGUUACCUUGAGCCUCUUCUAGAACAUAAAGAAACACAGGCUCCUCUAUCCUAACUAAUGUAUGGCUGCUGUCUUAAAAAUCACAACUGUCUGUUUUUAUUGUAUAGGCAAAAUAAAGUUCAUUAAGAUGUUACUGGC